AUGCCUCCCCCACCCUAUAUAAUCGGUGACUCCUCGCCAUUCCUCAAGCGCGUGCUGAUUCCCUUCUGGGUGAUCCGCAUAAUCAUCAUGGUGAUCGAGCUGGCCGCCUGCGGUCUCGUCGUAGCCGCCAUCGGCAUCACGCACGACGAUCUAGAAGACGACUUUGGCAGCGGUCCGGUGAAGGGGGCGAUUGCCAUUGUGGCGGUCGAGAUGGUGCUCGUCGCCUUGUGUUUGGUGCUGGACAUUGUGAGCAUCGUCAAGCGGUCCCGAAGAACGCUGAGCCCGAAAUUCUUCCUCAUCACGAACGUCAUCCAGACGACUAUCUGGGUGGUGUUUAUUGUUUUAGGCCUGAUUGGCGUUAGGAGUGCGGGACAGAUUAUUCUUGGGAUUGUCAUCCUCCUCUCAUUCGUAGGCAUGCUCAUCUACGCCUCCAUCAUCUUCCACCGCUUCCGCAAGGGCGACCUCAACCCCGGCGCCAAGGGCGACGGCUACGUCCAGGCUGUCAACCCCGCCAUUAGCACCGGCUUCUACGCUGCCGAAGACACGGCCUACGCUUCUCAGGCAUAUGCCGCCCAGGCUCAGCCUUCUGGUCAGAAGUAUCCUGCUAGCCCAUAUAGCGUCGGCGUCACUCCUGUCGAUAACAACAACGCCCUCGCUUAUGGAGCACCAGCGACGCAAUAUCCUAAGCCGACGUAUUAUGAUGCGCCGGUGCAUGGUGGUCAACACCAGCCCCAGGGGUAUGAGCUUGAAAGCCGCAACCCUUAG
This is a messenger RNA of Sordaria macrospora k-hell, 765 nucleotides long. RefSeq lists its product as uncharacterized. The record is from RefSeq and is a predicted model, not a curated record. NCBI's taxonomy places the organism in Eukaryota, Fungi, Ascomycota, Sordariomycetes, Sordariales, Sordariaceae.